This is a messenger RNA of Cheilinus undulatus (humphead wrasse), 1330 nucleotides long. RefSeq names its product leucine-rich repeat-containing protein 10B. The record is from RefSeq and is a predicted model, not a curated record. NCBI's taxonomy places the organism in Eukaryota, Metazoa, Chordata, Actinopteri, Labriformes, Labridae. Bases 146 to 1330 code for a protein of 394 amino acids. The transcript has a single exon. Gene Ontology annotation, molecular function: protein binding.
AUUGGCUUGGACCAUGAUGCUUUGCGCCACCAGAGGGUCCAGCCACAAACCAGCUCCAAGGCUGAGAGUGAACUUGUCACAGAUACUACCUCAUCAAAUGACUCUGUCCUGAUGCACUGAGGAGUCAGAGGCUGCAGGCCACAGCAUGGGCAACUCCUCAAGGAAGGAAGAAGGGGAGGAGGAAGGAGAGGAGGCAGGGAAAGAUGGUGAGGAGUCUGAAAUCACAGAGAAGGAGAAGAAAAAGAAGGAGGAAGAAGAGGAGGUGGAGGAUGAGCUUCCACUUGGGGUGGAGGAGUUGUUUGAGAGUGGAGAUCCCGUACUGGACUUGAGUUAUCGUAAGUUUAAGCGUCUACCGAAGCGUGUUUCUUCGCUGAUGCAUCUGGAGAAGUUGUAUGUUUGUGGAAACAGCCUGCGCACUCUGCCUGACAGCAUCUCCCAGCUGAAGGGUCUGCGGAUCCUCGCCCUCGAUUUCAACAAGAUGGAGGACGUCCCACCGGCCGUGUGCGAGCUCACUAACCUCACCCGCCUCUACCUGGGCAGCAACCGUCUGAUGAGCCUCCCGCCCGAGCUGAAGAACCUGCAGAGUCUGCGCUGCCUCUGGGUAGAGAGCAACUACUUCCAAAGGUUUCCACGUGAGCUCUACGACCUUCCUCACCUCAAGUCUCUGCAGAUCGGGGACAACCGUCUGAAGACGCUGCCCCAUGACCUCACACGUAUGGCAGCUUUAAGGGGAUUAUGGCUCUACGGGAACCGCUUUGAUACCUUCCCAAAAGUCCUGCUGCGUAUGCAGGGUUUAGAGAUACUGGACCUGGACCGCAACAAGAUAACAGAGUUUCCCAGCCUGAAGCGUCUGAAAGCUCUCCGCCUGUUCUCCUAUGACCACAACCCGGUGGAAGAACCUCCCAAAGUGGGUGAAGAGGUUCUUGUAGUUGGGGAAGGUGCCGCUGAGUUCUUAGAGGCUCGUGAAGCGAGGAAGGAGAGGCUUCGAAAGGCGGCAGAACAGGAGGCCGAAGAGUUGGCUCUGGCAGGAGAGGAGCCGGUGAUUCACGGCAUCCUGAAGAACAGCAGCUCCAAACAAGCGGCUAAUGAAGCUGUGCUGAAUUUAGAAGACUCAGAAGUUAAAGAGGAGGAAACAAAGGGGGAGGAGGAGGAGGUGUACGCUGAGUAUGACGGGGCUGAACUAGAAUAUGACGAGGAAGGGGUUGAAUAUGAGACAGAGGAGCUGAUAUGUGAGGGAGAGGGGUUUGAGUAUGAAGGAGAGGAGCUGGAGUAUGAGAGGGCCCAGAUAGACUACGAAUAUGAGGAACUGGAACAUGAAGAGAGGAGAUGA